Messenger RNA from Biomphalaria glabrata, 11728 nucleotides. RefSeq lists its product as uncharacterized. The coding region runs from base 333 to 2840 and encodes 835 amino acids. NCBI's taxonomy places the organism in Eukaryota, Metazoa, Mollusca, Gastropoda, Planorbidae. The record is from RefSeq and is a predicted model, not a curated record. The transcript has 11 exons.
CUAAAAAAAAAUGUGUAUCAUAAUGUCAGCUACUUUUUUAUUUAUCAAACUUAUGUUGUUGCUGUUUUAAAGUAGCAUUAAAACUUGUUAGGAUAUAACUAGCUAACUGGUUUUUAAAAAGAAAUAUACAGCAGAGAUUAAGCCUACCAACAAAAAUAUUUUACAUUAAGAUAAAUUAUGCCAUAUUAUUGAUGAGUUGAUGGCUCUUUAGUUUAAAAUAAUAAGUUUCACUGUGUGUUAACUACAAUGAUUAUUGGUUCAUGGAAUAAUCAUCCUAUUUAGAUAUCUGAAGUUUCCUUCAGCUUUGAUACACUGAUCGCUGUCCUUGUCAAAUGGAUGGAAUCAAUCAUGGACAGCGCCUUCUUUUGGCGCUGUCACAAGAGACAUUGGAAAAGAGUGAUGCAGCUGAUAUCAGUAUGGCCCCUAUUGUGUUUACUUUAGGUGGAAUCAUAUGCCUUAUAUUUCUAGUUCUUCUUUGUGUCUGCAAAGAUGGAGAGAAAAAAGAGGAGGACAUUUCUCUUCAAGAAAGAGGACAAGUCAAUGUCACGCCAUUAUUAGAAGAGACAGAGGAAAAGGUCAAGCCAGCUAAUGAUGCAGUGACUAACUGGACUAAUGGAGGUCCUAAAUCUCCAAACACUGGCCACAGCAGACAAGCUAGUGCUGGUUCAGUCAACAUGAGACCUCAGAGUCUGAGAGAACUUCCUGAGCCCCCAGUCUCCAACCACACCAGAAAUACCUCCAUGUCAGGGAUGGAAAUGCCUAGCUCUUCAGUAAAAAACAAUGGUGCCACAGAUGGACCAGAGUAUGCAUAUCCGCAUCAUGUUCCCUUGUUCAAAAACAACCAGAACAAUCGUGGCUCAUCAGGAAUGGACUCCAGUGGGGCAGCUAGUGGUGAGAACAAGGUCAAGUCUCAUUCCGAAGGAUAUGACCAUUUGGGAGUCAAGUCUUCCAGACCUACUGACUAUGACACAUUUGUUGACCCAGUUGGUGCAGAAGAAGUGGAGACACCUGUAUCUGAAACAGGAAGUGCUAGGGAUGGCCAUUUCUCUCGUUUUAGAGAGGAGAUCUAUGCGGUUGUCAGGGAUGUGGGUUCAAGCAAAAAGCAAAGCUCAUUCAAUAACUUCAUGUCUGCACCAUCAUCUAGUGGAGUUGAUCACUACAGCCUGGUGAAAGAUGAAGAUCCUUACAACUCAAUACUUGAUUCAGAUGGAACAGUCUCUCCAGCAGCUUCUCGUCUCAUCAACAAGCAAAAUGCUAAUGAUUUGGAUGACCCUUACUCUACCUGCCAGGAUUCUGGCGGUGGAUUUAAAAGUUUGAUGGAGGAGAUUGGAGCAGUUGGGGGUCUAUCAAUGCAACAACAGCCUUUGCCUGACUAUGGAGAUAGCAAUGAUGAGUAUGCUAUGGUGGAUAAGUCUGGCAGAGUCCACAAAGAGGAAAGAGACAAACAGUUCUUGUUGACAAGAAAUGAACCAGACGAGGAGGACAUACGUCCACCUGAACCUCCAAGGCUGUACAAUGAAGAGGUAGACACAUUCCAGGUGAUCACAUCCUCAGGACACAGAAAAGAGCACAAGUAUUCUAAAGUGACAGCCAGGGAAUCGCUAGCCAGCAUGACAGAAAGAAAUGCUCUCAAUCCCUAUGAAAUAGUCUCAGACCUGCCAGAGAACAUGUACGCUACAGUAGAAGGUGGUUCUGGGGAUGGCGUUGUUCUGAGAAAUAAUACUGCAGCUUCCCACCCUGAGCAGAGGCUAAGUCAGCUCAGUGAUACUUACGCUGAAAUUGGUAUCUCUGGAGGAGGCCUGAGUACCAGUGUGAUCAGCAACAGCAGUAGUGUUGGCGGCAAUAACAACAGUGUCAGCAGUGGGGCCCCUGUUCCUCCGUCUCUGGACUCCCUGCACCUGAUGACCAAGUCGCAGACUUCAAGUGAAGGGGAUCGCCUCAGCGACCGGCACCUUGCGACUCCAGAAGACACAGGCCUGAACCUAUUAGAUGAUGAUGACACAGGGGAGGACACAGAGGAUGGCUACAGCACCUUGAGGAGAAGUGACGGGUUCUCCCCGCGCAACUCUGCUCUUCAGAGCAACCCACUUUCACUACUUGCCAAAGAAGGCUCAGAGGAAACGUCUGUAAAUUUUCAAAGAGUUAGGAAUGACAUUGAUAGAGAGACUGACAAUGAUCCCAACUAUGAAAGUGUAGAUGAAACAAGAGCCAAAGUAGCAGCUCUGAGAGCCCAAGAGAGUAAUGCAGCAGGCUCUAAAACCACCGAAUUCAAAUUGGGCUCUUUAGGCAACAAUACUGCAUCCAAUAAUGUAGCUAAAAUGCCAAGGCGUAGGAUGGAUCAUGACUAUGAGGAAGUCGACAUAACACCACCUUCCUCACCUUUAACCUCUCAGCGCAUAAUUGUCACAUCGUCCUACAUGAGCUCUCACAUAUCGUCUUCAUCAAGUGUCACCACUAGCUCAAGGACAUCUACAUCAGUAUCAUCCAGUCACCAAGAGGACAAUCCUGCCAUGUACGAAUCUCACAUGUAUGAAGAGCUCUCUGAAGUCAGGGCUAAAAAAACUGAUAUGAACAAACCCAAGAAAGCCCCAGGGCAUGGCAAAUCCAACCAGGAGGACAAGAAAAAAGGAGGCGUAGCUGACAAAAAGAAAUCAGCCAGUGGGGAAAAGAGAAAAAGUGAAGCAGAGGAAAAGAAAAAAGAAAAGAAUGAAGAGAAAAGAAAGAGUGGCUCGGAUGAAAAGAAGAAAGAGGAGAAGAAGAAGUCAGAGGAGAAGAAGAAGCACAACUUAGAGGAGAAACACAACCAUGCUGCAGGCCACAGUAAUGGUACGAGACUGUAAACUUUAUCCUCAUGAUGGCACUAGACGGUAAAGGUAAACUUUAUUCCCAUCAUGGCACUAGACUGUAAAGGUAAACUUUAUUCCCAUCAUGGCACUAGACUGUAAAGGUAACCUUUAUCCCCAUCAUGGCUUAUCUCUAAGUAACAACACAUCACUGUAAAGAAUCUUGGGCUCUAGAUCAAAUGUAUAAAAAGAACAUGUGCUCAAAAGUGCCAUUUUAAAACAAGAAAUAUGAAUGCUAGUCAAGCUUAAUUUCUAAUUGAAGUUAACAAAAUAAAGGUAAAUAUAACUGCUCAAAAGUACUGUCAUGAUCUAUAUCAAUAAAUGUUAAAUUGAUAAGUACCAAGUGAAAAUCAUCUCUCUGGUGGGCAAGACGUUACAUACUUAUUGUUCUAACAGCCUACAGGACAUCUACAUUUUUUUAGAAACCUAUAUGAAUGAAUAGUUUAAAAAACCAAUUAAUUAAAUAUUGAAAUUGAUAAUUAAAAUGAGCAUCAGUCACAACCAUGGUAACAUUAGGAAUACUAUUGAUAAUGAUCGACUUUGUACCUGAGGCUUAACAAACUUUUAUGGGGCAGUAGGUCUACACUUUAAUUACUUUAGUAUUAUACAUUAUAGUUACCUCCUUUCUCUCACUUUUAAAGACUUUUUUUUAGUUUCAAAUCCCAACCUUCAUUUGGAUUCAAACUUGUGACUGGCCUUUCCUGUCUUCAAUUUUUAUAAUAUUUUUUUUUCUCAUUAGCUUAUGCUUACUCUGUAAAGUAUUCUCAUCACGCCACUUGGGAAUAUCAAAAGUCAAACGUUGAAUAAAAGACUUGACUAACAAUUGACCCAUUCAUUGAUAAAUAAUUUUGUGCUAGUUUUGCAAUAGGACUGAGUUACCUCUGACAAUAUUGUAUUUUAGCUUUAUUGUUGUUGGUAUAGAUGUUAUUAUUCUGUACAUAUCUACAUGUUUUUUUUUAUUUCUGUGUAAAUGCAUUUAACUUUUGUAUAAUCAAAAUUUGUAAUGUUACUUAUAGGGCUUCAAGCAGAUCUAUUUCAUUACAUAUUUAAUUGUAGUUUAUUGUAUUAAAUGUAUUUUUUUAUUUAAAUUUUUUUGUCCAUUCCAAGAUGUUUUAGACAUUUAUUUUUACAUGUAAAAUAUUUUAUUUAAAGACGGAAUAUUACCUACAUUGUUGUAUUGUACAAAAUAUUUGUUCAAAAAUAAAAUAGUUUGGAGGAAUUUUCUUACAUUAAAAAAAGGUAUUGAUGUUUAUGAAUAACUCAGCCCACACGUGACAUUGUAGGAUUCACUCACUUGCUCAUAUUAAAUUCUUCAUUUUUAAAUGCCUAAGCAACUUUUAAAGACUUUUUUUCUAAUUUCUAAUUAGCUAAAAAAAAUCAAAAUGUGAAUUUAACAGAGAUCUAUAGAAUGCUCUGGAGUUUCAUUCGGAGCAUUGCUUUAUUAAGACGUGUCCGUAAUUAAGAUAUGAUGACAGACAUUCGAGUAUGUUCUGUGUGUAAAUACUGUACAGGACCCUGCCUUGUAUAUUUGUUUUUAUCACAUUUUUAUUUUAUACUGAAUUUCAAUAAAAACAGCACUUUUUGUUUCGUUUAUGUUCUGCAUGUUUCUGUAGCCCAAAUUGUUAUCCACACAAGCCAACAUUCCCCAUUUUUUUACUUACCUCCAGAGUUGUUAUUUAUUUAUUGUUUAAUUUUCAUAAUUUAAAAAUCUGAGUGUAGAUUAAGUGAGAAAAGAAAAUAAUGAAUGUUUCGAACAUUAAAAAUCAAAUGUACAAUUUAUUUUUUAAAAUAAAAACCUAGCUUCUCCCCCCCCCCUUUUUUACAUCCCUCUUAGAUUUUUUUUUUCUAUCUAUAUAGCUUUAGAGAAGACAACAAAAACGUUAGUGAUGUGACAAAGUUUUGUGUGAAGUGUGGUUGAAAAACAUUUUGUUUGACAAAAAAAACAUGUUUUGUGUUUUUAGUGGGAGUGUUCUCUGCUAGUGUAAGCGUGACACUAGUGUUGAAAAUCACAAUAGUACUUUUUACUGGACUUUGGUUGUUUUGAAUGUAUUAAUGUUGUUUUUACAAGUAGCCGUAUUUUUGCUUUUUUAAGAAUCAAAAAUGUUUUGGCUUCAUUGUGAAUGUCAUUUCAAAGUAUUACAACAAGCAGUUGUGAUUGUGUUAUGUUGUGAUUGUGCUUUUGAUGCCAAGUUGAUCAGUUAUGUCAAGAUUGAAAUAUCACAGAUAUUGAAUAAUGUUGCUAGAGUGUCACUUGUCUUUUUUGUUCAGCUUUACUCUCUACUCCUUCUAUUUAACAAGUUCUACUUUCUACUUUUUCUCUUUCUACAGUUCACUUACUACUUUUUUGUCUUCUAUAGUUCUACUUUUUGUUUCUUCUGCACAAGACAAAAGGAUCCCACUUGGAUCAGCCCAGAGAAUCUCUUGUCAUCACUACAUCUUUGCUAAAAAAGAUGUAUUCUUGAAUAACUAAAAACAAAGAUGUAUUCUUAAUUUAAUAACACUUGCUAUAAACAAAGAUGUAUUCUUUAAUAAUUGUCUUAAACUUGUGUUCAGUCAAUAUUUUUCUGCUUAAACAAUUUCACUUAGUGAUAAAUAUAGAGGGUAGAGGUCCCUCUUGUCUCUAGCCAUUGACUAGCUUGGUUGUUAUAUGGACAGGAAAAUUUACAAUGAUCUUGACACUUUUAAAUAGAUUUUUAAUUCAGCUCUUCAAAUUUGGAGUAAAAAAAAAUAGUCUCAUCUGGGUAUUAAAGCUCAAUGCUUAGUAUUAAGUCUAGCACUCUCACUACAAGCACCAUCUCUUGCUCUUCUCUAACAUGUUUAAAGCACUGUCUCUUGUCAUUGGUUGCUCUUCUCUAACAUGUUUAAAGCACUGUCUCUUGUCAUUGGUUGCUUUUCUCUAACAUGUUUAAAGCACCGUCUCUUGUCAUUGGUUGCUCUUCUCUAACAUGUUUAAAGCACUGUCUCUUGUCAUUGGUUGCUCUUCUCUAACAUGUUUAAAGCACCGUCUCUUGUCAUUGGUUGCUCUUCUCUAACAUGUUUAAAGCACUGUCUCUUGUCAUUGGUUGCUCUUCUCUAACAUGUUUAAAGCACUGUCUCUUGUCAUUGGUUGCUCUUCUCUAACAUGUUUAAAGCACCGUCUCUUGUCAUUGGUUGCUCUUCUCUAACAUGUUUAAAGCACUGUCUCUUGUCAUUGGUUGCUUUUCUCUAACAUGUUUAAAGCACCGUCUCUUGUCAUUGGUUGCUCUUCUCUAACAUGUUUAAAGCACUGUCUCUUGUCAUUGGUUGCUCUUCUCUAACAUGUUUAAAGCACCGUCUCUUGUCAUUGGUUGCUCUUCUCUAACAUGUUUAAAGCACCGUCUCUUGUCAUUGGUUGCUUUUCUCUAACAUGUUUAAAGCACCGUCUCUUGUCAUUGGUUGCUCUUCUCUAACAUGUUUAAAGCACUGUCUCUUGUCAUUGGUUGCUCUUCUCUAACAUGUUUAAAGCACCGUCUCUUGUCAUUGGUUGCUCUUUUCUAACAUGUUUGACAUGAUGAGGUAUUGAGUGAUACAGAGCCCUAACUUUCUAAGACAAUGUGUGAGCUGUCAAGCAGCUACUUAAAUAUUAAAUGAAAAUGCCAUUCCAUUGUUUUGUUUGGACUUGACUUUGUGCAAUAUAUCUACAUGUAGCAUGACUGGGAGUUCAUUUUGUCAUAAUACAAAAUGUUUGCAAUAUUUGUGGUGGAGCUAGAUCUGCUGAUUGUAAAGGCUUCGUAAAGUGUACAAUUUUUAAAGCAAACAUUUUUUUUGAAGCAUACAUUUAUUAAAGCAUACAUCAACUAUAUGAGAAAUUAAACCAAUACAAAAUUACAAGGUAAUCUCAGUACAUUGUCAUUGAAAUGCUAAUAGUCUCUACUUCAGAAUAACUUCUUAUAUUGUCAAAUCAGUCUUAGACUUUAUUUUUCUCUCCCUUAUCUAGUAAAAAAAAAAUGUAUUUAUGCACUAUCUUUACAAAAUGAUUUUGUCUUGUCUGUGGGACUUUCUUCUUAUCAGUGCAAGAAUGUUAAUUGGUUAAAAGUAAAUCAUUUGUAAAGUGUUGAUUGAUUCAAUGAUUGAUUAAUAGCAAAAAAAAUGUUUUUAUUUUUAAAUUUAGUUAUUUCAUUUGUAGAUAUGCUCUGCUACAAGCAUGUUAUUAUUACUCAAUUGUCUGAUGAUUAUAUUUGUUAUUGGUGCUACUCUAAAGGAAAGACUAAAACCUUGCUUUACUAUAUUCAAUAUACUUUGUUCUACUUUCUUGUACAGUGUAUGCACAUAUUCUAAAAAGCUCUGUACAGUGGAUAAAACCUGGCAUGUUUUAUUCCCGUAGUUUGUGUUUUUGUCACUAUACAAAGUUGGUGCCUCUAGUAAUAUUUAUUCCGCUUGCCCUGGUGUUAUGUUGUGUGUAGGAGCAGAAUAGCACACUCAAGUAGAAUUAAGCCUUGUAGGUCAGAUCUCAUAUGCUCUGCUAGCAAUUAAACACUAGGGAAAUAAUUAGGAUUCAAAUGUCAUAGACUGUAGUAGUUGUCACUUAUGCUGUGUAAUACAAAUAGUAUGCUAAAAGUAUUCUCCGCAAACCUUCAAAACUUUUUUUUUAAUUUAAGAGGAGACCAAUCCAAUUUCUGUCAUACUUUUGAGUUUUUUAUAAAAGAAAAAAAAAAGUAUCAUUGUUCUCAUUUUGGCCUUUAAGAUAGAAUUUAAAUAAGAAUGUGUUGACUUGCUCUAACUUGUCCACACUCCCCAAGAGACUAAUAGUGAACAACAUAAAAAAAAAGUUUUUUUUAAAAGAUAAGUCCUUGUUUAUGUAGUUGAUGACUUUUUGUAAGCGCAAAAAGAAUCUUGGCUAAUUAGGUGUUGUAUAAAUCUACUCAGAGUACAUACAAUUCUAAAAUGAAAUAGAAGAUUCUGGUUUGGCAAUAGGCUUAAAGAUUCAGACCUAGAUGACGGUGCGCAAAAUGUUCCUAAACAUCUAUUUAUUUAUUUAACUCUUGAAUAUAUAGAUUGUCUAGACCUCCAGACCAAAUUUAAUUUUAAGGAGAUUAUGUUUUGAAAUUUAUAACAGUCAAACCAGAGUUUUUCCCUGUGUAAUUAGGGAAUAUUGUUUUCCCAAAGAUAUACUUAAUUUGUCAAAUUUCUAGGAAAAUUGUUAGAGCCUCUUAAAAGAGGAAUUGUAUAAAAAAAAAAGAACUAGAAAAUAGAAAUGUGAAAACACAAGAAUUCUUAGGAUUCUUAUACUAAAAAACAGAAACAAGAAUUUUUAGGAUUCUAAUGUCUGUGGCACCAAAGUAGACACACUUGAGCUCAUUAUAGGAUUGAGUUGAACUAACACUUAACACACAUUUUUUAGUUUAUUGUCAUUUUUUUUUUACUACUAAUAUGAGUUACACUUGGUGUCAACUUAUUCAGUGUAGGCUGAACUAUAGUUUUGAAGUAUUGGACUUGUUAGUGUCUGAGUAUACAAUUGUCAUAGAGCAGACAUUUUAUUCUUGGUUUUUGUUGAUCAAAAAAUGGAAACAACUUUGUCACUAAGGCUAAAAGUCCACCUGAAGCUACUGUAAAAUCCCAAGUACACUUGUAAACUAGGAAUGCUACUUGCAGUAUUUCAGUUUUCACAAUUUUAUUUUAAUAAUUUUGUUGUUUUGUUUCAAAUCUUUUGUUGACCUUGGUUUCAAAUUUUCCUUGACAGUAUUCAUAUUUAUACAGUUUUUUUUUUAAUUAUUGAUUUUUAAAACUAUAUCUGUAGUUUGUAUAUAAUGCUGUGAACUAUUAGCCUUCUUUGUUCUCUUCAUUGGCUUUGUAUCCUUCUAUGUUUGACAUGAACUAAUAGUUAAUCUUCCUUAGGAUAAACAUGUAUUCACAAUUAAUGUAGCUGUUUUAUUUCAAAUAUAUUAUUUUGGCUGAUUUUUCCUAGAGGUUAUCUCCUGAAUCCUUAGUACCGCAAGGCAGUAGAGUUUUUAUGUCGAAGACCCUUCUUCUUGUAUGAAUAGCCUUACUAGGCUGAUGAGCUCCAUCUGCCAGAAGCUCCCGGUUUUGAGGUGUCUGGUAUCUGCCUUCACUCUUUCACCUGUUAGUAGGAGCAGUUUUGCUGAGCUUAAUAUUUCAGCUACUCAAGCAGGCCAGGUGCUCUAUUUUGACCAACUAUAAGUAAAAGGAGUAAAUGGGGGGGGGGGGGGCAUUAGCCUUUAGUUCAGUCUGUUAAUGAGGUGUUUUUUUUAAUCAAGAGUUAAUUAUUAAGUAAGUUGAUGUGUCAGCUAUUUCUAGAAAUGCCUGAUAAAUAUUAACAUGCCCUGCUAAUGUUCAACAAUUUUAUUUGCUAAAGUUUUCUAGCACUUAUUUCUCAGUCUUGCUUUUUUCUUUUUAACAGUAAUGGAAACUUUUUUUUUUUAAAUAAUCUACAGAGUUACCAAAAUCAAAACAUUUUGUCAUUUAUUCAAUGUAAGUCCUAUUCAUAGUUCCAUUGAUCUUCUCAAUAAAGUAAAAUUAUAUUUGUAUACUUUCUGAAGGAAAAUAUUUCAUUAAUGUGGAUCAUUGUUAAUUUCCAUAUUGUAAUAUUGUACACUAUUUUGUUCUUAUUCAUCACUACUUCUGGCAUAGUGACAUUUUUCUAAACCUACGAUGUAUGUAAACUCAUUUUGUUUUAUUACAUUAGGUCUGUCUAUAGUCUAUACAUUGUUACUAAUUUCCAACAUUCUGAAACAACAAAGCAUAAGGGUUGACUACUGGCUGAUAAACUACAAUCAAACUUCACUAUAGAGCUUGUUAGUAUUGAUUUUCUUGUAUUCUGGACUACAGUAGCAAUAUUUUAUUCAUACUCCUCUCUCAGCUGGGACUGAAAGAUGAACUGUAAAAUGAAAGCAGCGUUUUUAUAGAUAUUUACUUUUUUUUUUUGUCUCUACAAGUACAACUGAAACAUGUUAAUAUUAUAUACUUGCCAUUUUUAUUGUAAAUGAAUUUAGAGCAUUUUUAAAUCAAAGAUUUAUUAUUUAAUUUGCUUGCAAGAUAUGUAGUUGUAAGGUGUAUAUGAGAUCGUUUUCUUUUUUCAUAAUUGUUUUGGUUUACAUUUGAUAUUUAGACUAACCAUUUGUUUUAUUUCUUAACUCAAUGCAUCUAUAGACUUUCCAGUAGAUCUGACAUUAGCCAGUUUAUUUUGUAUAUUCAAGAUAUUAACCUUACUAUAUGCAUCAAUGUAUACAUGAAAACAUAAGUCAGAAAAUAUGAACUUGUAUGUCUGCAAAAGUUUUUUGAAAGCAUUAAACAUAGACUCAAAUUCAUUUGAUUUUUGGCUGUGACUUACAGAAUUGUAGUGCAACCUUAUCUAAUUCAAUAGUAUAGACCAAUCAAUAGCUGCCCACAGGUUGCGAUGUCUAAGGUCAGUGUUGAGGCCUUCUAUAGCAAUUGGUUUUGGCAUGGUGGCUUAGUGGGAAAACAGUUGGCUUCCAAACCAAGGGAUCUCAAAAAGCUAUGAGAACUGGUAUUUUGAAUUUCUGGACUUUCAGGAUAUGAGUCCACCCAACUCUAAUGGGAACCUGACAUUAGACAUUGGAUAAAGUAAAGUGAUUGGUCACUGUGCUGGCCUCAUGACACUCUUGUUAUCUGUUGACCAUAAUAACAGAUGACUUAAACUCAUAUGCCCAUAGAUUUCAAGGCCUGAAAAGGGUACUUUACUGCAUUUACCCUUUAUUUUAUUCAAUUCAAUGAUACCUUUGGAACUUGUUUAGUCCAGUUAACCUUUCCAUACACCACUAUGGGAAUGUUUGCCAACCAGAGGCACUGCAGUUCUUUGUUAACACAUUAGGCAUAAUUUGCAUUCAAGUUUUAUUUGUAUUCUAAACCUUGCUUGUGAAAUAGUUGUUACAAUAGUGAAUGUCUAUUCUGAGCUGCAAUGACAAUAUUUUGUAAGUAGGCCUAGAUUAUGCUGGAACAGUGUUUCUAAAGACAUCACAUCUUUUGCUCACUCAAUACUGACUUGGACUAUUUCCUAUACACCAGUUUUGAAUAUAAGGUUUACCUUUGUCCCUUCUUCACACUGAGCAUAUUUUUUUUUAAUUCAAUUUCCCACUGAUCACACUUGUUAGUUCUCAUAUCACUUCAAAAUAUUUGUUUUAUUUAUUACUUAAUAUUUUUUAGUAUCUAUUUUAUUAAUUCCACAGCAUUCCAAAUUUCUUUGUUUGUUUUGUUUUUUUGGUCAUGUUAGCACAAAUUUGGCAAAGGCACAAUUAAUUUAUGAAAUAUUUUAUUUAUACAAAAUAUUUAUUUUUAAAGAAAAUGUUCACAUUAAUUUAUGGUUAUAAUUAGUACAACAUAGAAUAAUCUUGGAACUAUUUCUUACUUUUUAGAUUCAGGUAAGAUGAUUUUUUUUUAAAUAACUAUACUCAUACCAUAAUUUUAUUGACAUAUUAUCUAUGAUUUAUUUUUUAUGACAUUCUUCUCACCAUAUUUGGUAAUGAAUAAAAAUAACCUAAUCUAGACUAGCAGCUAAUGAUAAACAGUUUAAAUAUUUGCAAUUUUAAUGUUGAGAAACAUUCACUUGUACCAGUAGCAUAAAAAAGUUUUUUCAAAAUUUACCAAAAAUUCAUGUCCUAAUUUUUUGCUUAGUGUUCUAUUGUAAUGUUCAUUUUUACAAGCAAAAAUUAUAAAUAAAUGUUGCCAGGAAUGAUUGAUUUUUAUUAUUUUUUUAAAUACAUAUUUUUUAACUAGAAAAAACACUUAAAUGUCUUAGUUUAAUUUAUUGUUUAAGUCUGGUUAAAGUGCAUGAGCUAAAAGAUAAUUUUCUUGACUUGUAAAUUCAACCAUUGUCUUCAAUAUGUUCAGCAUUUCUUUGUUUAAUAUGUGUCAUUUAUCAUGUAUAAAAUAAAAAAAACAUUCUUACUGUA